ACUCUGUUCAACAUGUCAGCCGGUCGACGUCGUACGGGAUUGGGAGACGAUGACGAUACGCUCAAGUUCGAAACAAGCGACGAAGUUUACGUCAUUCCGACGUUCGACGCGAUGGGACUGCGCGAAGAACUCCUGCGAGGGAUCUACGCAUAUGGCUUCGAACGACCAUCAGCCAUCCAACAACGAGCACUAAAAUCAAUAAUUCAAGGAAGAGACGUGAUCGCACAGGCACAGUCUGGAACUGGCAAGACGGCGACGUUUUCUAUCGCCAUGCUGCAGGCUGUUGACAUGCAACUGAGGGAAACACAAGCGCUCGUAUUGUCGCCCACAAGAGAGCUGGCGACUCAAAUACAAAAGGUUGUGUUGGCUCUGGGUGAUUACAUGAGUGUUCAGUGUCACUCCUGCAUUGGUGGUACGAAUGUUGGUGAGGACAUCAGAAAGUUGGAUUACGGACAGCACAUCGUGUCGGGAACUCCAGGAAGAGUGUUCGACAUGAUAAAACGACGGAAUCUUCGAACUCGCUCCAUCAAGGUCUUAGUCAUUGACGAAGCAGAUGAAAUGCUUGACAAAGGUUUCAAAGAACAAAUCUAUGACGUCUACAGAUACUUGCCUCCAGGGACACAGGUAGUUUUGGUUAGUGCUACAUUGCCGAAAGAUGUCUUGACUAUGACGUCGAAGUUUAUGACUGAUCCUAUUAGAAUUCUUGUCAAACGUGAUGAGUUGACAUUGGAGGGAAUCAAACAGUUUUUUGUGGCUGUGGAACGUGAAGAGUGGAAGUUUGACACUCUAUGUGAUCUAUAUGACACACUGACCAUCACACAGGCUGUCAUCUUUUGUAAUACAAAGAGAAAGGUCGACUGGUUGACAGAGAAAAUGCGCGAGGCAAAUUUCACUGUAUCCGCAAUGCACGGCGACAUGCCACAGAAAGAGAGAGAUGCCAUUAUGAAGGAAUUUCGCUCAGGAGCGAGUCGUGUAUUGAUAUCAACUGAUGUUUGGGCUCGUGGUUUGGACGUGCAACAAGUAUCACUUGUUAUCAACUACGACCUGCCAAACAAUCGUGAGCUCUACAUUCACAGGAUUGGUCGUAGUGGUCGAUAUGGUCGGAAGGGAGUUGCUAUCAAUUUUGUGAAGAGCGACGACAUUCGUAUUCUUAGAGACAUUGAACAGUACUACAGCACACAGAUUGACGAGAUGCCCAUGAACGUUGCUGAUCUCAUUUGAAAGAACCUAAAGCCUCGUCAACACUGACUGACACACGUUUUAGUAUACAUGUUCUGUUGUUAACGUUUCAUGCUCGUAAUGUACGCAUCUGUCUAUGAAUAUCAAUGUGUGUGUGCUCCUA
Molecule: messenger RNA, 1342 nt
Organism: Corticium candelabrum
Lineage: Eukaryota; Metazoa; Porifera; Homoscleromorpha; Homosclerophorida; Plakinidae
Product: eukaryotic initiation factor 4A-III
Exons: 11
Coding region: 13-1221 (402 amino acids)
Cellular component (GO): nucleolus; catalytic step 2 spliceosome
Molecular function (GO): mRNA binding; ATP binding; RNA helicase activity
Source: RefSeq, a predicted model, not a curated record